Adineta ricciae is the source of this 1815-nucleotide messenger RNA. The record is from the annotation of a GenBank genome assembly. NCBI's taxonomy places the organism in Eukaryota, Metazoa, Rotifera, Eurotatoria, Adinetida, Adinetidae.
AUGGCUGCAAAUAAGAAAUCAACUGGUGGACAUGUAAUUUAUGAUUCUGGCACCGAUGUAGCAACUGGUAAAAAGCGUGCGGUAUUGCCUGGUGGCGGUGGAGUAAGCGUAGCUGAGCGUGCACGCAUGUUCGGUGCUCAAGUUGCACAUUCGUCGCCCGCGAAAGCUUACAAUGCAGCUACUCAUGUACCCGAGCGACCGCCACUUAGCAAUCAAUCAAAUAGAUCGAAUGCCAUUCAACAAGAAAGAAAUUAUCCACCACCUAGGGCAGAUGUUGAUCGACGACCAAAGCAGAAUUCAUCUUAUUCAAAUCCACAACGAACAUUCAAUGCUCAUCACUCUGCUGUAGAUCUCAAGGAACGAACAAAACGUGAACAAAUACCUUCAUCAGCUAGAGGAGCUCAUACUUAUAACUAUUCAAAAGCACCGUCCAACUACAAUACUCAUCUAUCACAAUCUCCCCCUCGUCGUCGUCCAAAUAAUUCCUACGAUAGUUUUCAACGUGUGAGUCCGCAACGACCGCCAACGAACAAGCCCAGACAUACCCAAAGAAUGCCCAGUGAUUCAUAUUCAUCUGAAGAAGAAGACACUUAUUCAGCAUUGUACGACAAUCCGCCAUCAUCACGGCAUCCUCAUUACCAACCAUCGAAUUAUUUUCGACCGAUAAAAGAUCCAUUAGAAGUUUUAUUCAAAGAUUCGCCAAAAGAAUACAUACAAUUCCAAGCACCUGUGAGACAACCGCCAAAAGACACGAGUCAUCUGCAACCGUUUGAUUUGGGCAGUCUAAUUAACCGUAUUCAACAAGAUUAUAUAGACAAUGCUCGACCGUAUGUGUCCAGCGUACAAUUUGUGCAACACAAUCAAAGUCUAGCUGACGUCGGAUUUCUAACACCAGCAGUGAAUCGAAAAGAUUAUUCCAAGCGAGCCGGAGACAAUUACCAUCGUCAAGCGCCGAUGUCCAAUCACUAUGAUGUUAUUGACGCGAAUGGCCUCUAUCCAUAUGAAAAGAUGGAUCCGAGGGGAUAUUAUGUUGAUAACAAUUACUCGUCAAUAAGAAGACGAAGACAUCAUAGGCGGUAUCAUAAUCAAGCAUCAUCUCCCAUCCAUAUUUUGGAAACAUCUUCGAAAACAACGACCGAACCAAAAGCAGAGACUCCACCGGUUAGUUCAAGCGAGAAAGCACCAACUCCUCCUGUGGCGAGUACGAGCGAAGAAGAAGACGAGGACAAGAAAGACGAAUCCACACAACAAGAUGCGACGAAAACUGCCGAAGAAGAUUCAACAGAAGAGGAAUCUGAAGAAGGAUCCGAAGAGGGGGAAGAAGAAGAAGAAGAAGAAGAGAAAAGUGCGCCAGCUCCCGCAUUACCGCCUCCAAUAUCAGCUGUGAAUGGAACUAGUCGUUUUGUGCCAUCAGGCAAUAGUCGUCCGCCAGGGCCGUAUCAAACUCCAACGCUGGCUCGAAAUCAACCGGAACCUAGCGAAACUGAAGAAAGUGAUUCUGACGAAUCGGAAUCGGAAUCAGACAGUGACAGUGAUGGCAAUAAGAAGAAAAAGAAAAAGAAAAAAGUGCAGCAACCAAUAGCGGCAUCUUCACCAGCUGCUCGAUCAAAUCCAUUACGAACGGCACAAGCUACACCACAGACGAAUGCUCGUUCAGUUGCUCAACGUGGAAACUAUGAAAAAACUAGUUUGAAUCAACUGCAAGAAUCAUCUAGUACAGUUGGUCCCAUUGAAAUUCUCGAACCAGAAAAAUCAGGGUCGAUCGGUGGUAAAUUAAAAUCGUUCACCAGUAAAUUUCGUCGAAACAAAUCGUAA